UGAGCAAAGAGGCCCUGGUGAUGACUGUGGCAAGCAGAGGCAGUCGAGGCAGUUACGAGCGAGGACUCUGGGACCAGACUGCUGGGCUUGAAUGUGGUGCACAGGUGGGCACCUCUCAGCACCUCGGUGUUCUCAUUGGUAAAAGGGAGAACAGUAGUACCUACCUCAUAGGAUUGAUUUGAGGGUUAAAUUAGUUGAUGGAUAUAAAGCUCUUAAAACAGCGUGUAACGUGUAGUAUACUUAUAUAAGUGUUAUUUGAGAUUUUUUUUUAUUGCUAUAAGAGAAACGUUUGUUAUUCAAUUCAGGUGGUUGCUGCCAUGGAGGGUUAGCUGGUUUUUAAAGAAAAUGUGGAAAUACAUAUUUAUGUGUCAAAUUCCUUUGCUUUAAGUAUUCUCAAACAUCCUGUAAGCCAAAUAAAACAUGUUUGUGAUGGCCAAGUUAGGCUUAUUAGCCCCGUUGUGUGGUAUUUUUCUACAGUAACAUUCAGCUCCUUGGGUGUGAGCGUGGAGAAGGCAGAUAGUUGGGGUUAACUGAGAGUGAGGGCUUGCUAGUUGAAUAGAAGAGGGAGAGUGGCCCAAGACUCAGGGUUUGCAAGGGCAGGAGGUAAUGACAGGCCAUGGCAACUAAGUGGCCAAGGAAGUGACUAAACAUAGUGUGGGGACAAAAUGUGGUCAGGUCCAUGGGUUGGAAGUCUUAGUGCAGACAAAGAAUUGUUGAAGUGGGGUUUUUACCUAAAGUGAGAUGGAAGGAUAGAAGACUGUGAUCGGAAAGUGUGAUAUUUGAGUUUUCAUGUUUGGAGUUGGUAUCAUUAGCAAUGGUGCCAGGAGACAGCAGUGAACAUGGGGGAUAGUGGUUAGGGUGGGUGGAGGAAAAGGUGGCUGGAGUGGCCGGCUAGGGUUGUCUGGUCAACCAUGUGGAUGCAAAGCUCCAUGAGUGUUUAUAGGAAUGGCGAUGCAGAGGAAGACACUGAGCCACGAGUCAAAACAUUAGUGGAAAGGUUUGAAGUGAAAGCACUGAGGAGGUAUAGCAGGAGCUAAUGACAUGAUCUUCAGAGGAUCUAGAUUUUGAUCAAGAAUGGAGGAAAAAAAAUAUUUUUAAGUUACAAUGGGGCAGCCUGGGGGAACCUUCUUCUUCUGGUCCCUGAGACACAUGGGAUAGGGGAGAUAAAAUAGACUCCCUUUGAGAGCACUUCAAGGGAAGUGAUCAAAUCAAGGGGACAACCAGGUUUCAGUUAAGUCAAGGAGCACAGGAGCGUUCAGAGAGAGGCUGGAGCCUGUAGGAGCCUUACUGAUCAAGUUCCAGGCCUAGGAAAGGGUUGAGGAGGAAGAUGAGCGAUGAGGGAUUGGAGUAGAUUAGGUGAUUGUCAUAAAAAUGUGGAAAUGGAAGUCCUGGAUUUUGCAGGUGAGUAAGACAAAAUCUUGCUGGAAUGCUCCUUUAACUAAAAUGCUCUUUUAGUUAAAAGACCAUUUCUUGGUAGUUUGGAAUGGUAGACCAUUCCUCUACUGGCUGCUUCCAGGAAGGCUCUGUCACAUGGAACCUCUUAGCCUCAGCUGUCCGGAACUGCAGGAAGUGGCUCUUUCAAACCAGGUAGAAUUAUACAUAAAUCCUUUUUUUGAAACCUUCAGCCUUCAAGAUCAAGAUACCUGAAGAUCCCAACAUCAUGACCUCAGUUUCAACACAGUUGCUCUUGGUCCUCAUCUCACUGCUUCUGGUGCUGCCUGUUGUUGAAGCAGUAGAAGCUGGAGAUGCAGUCGCUCUCUUGUUAGGUGUGGCUCUCAGCAUUACAGGCAUUUGCGCUUGUUUUGGGGUAUAUGCACGAAAGAGGAAUGGACAAAUGUGACUCUGAUGGGCCUUCGCUAUCAAACCUUGCCUGGAAAACCUUUCUGUUAUUGAGGUUAAAAACUGAGCUUUAAUGUCGAAAGGUUCCCAAGAAAUAGGGUAUUUUCACAUUCUUGUCUCCCUGUAAAUGGGAACAAAUUAAUAUUUGUUAAAUGGGAAAAAAAAAAGUUUUCUUCACAACAAAUAAUGCAAUGAAAAAGCAGUCUAUAAUUCAUAUAUGCUAGUUAGAGGAAAGAGAAGUCAGAUGACUGAAAUUUACAUAUUAUUUCAUAAUUUCUCGGAAUUCUCAAAGCGCAUGAAAUAGGAAGAAGAAAACCCUUGCCCAGAAUCCUAGGAAACUGCCAGUUCCUCCAUCACUGAGGAGUCUUUUCUCCAUAUUUUUAUUAGAUUUUUGUUUGUUAACUCCCAACUUAAUAUUGUACUUAGAUAUCAAAUACAGUCAGUCAAAUAAAAUUUUUAUUUCUUGGGGGGGGUAAGAAAAAUAUCUAAUGUUAA
Mirounga angustirostris (Northern elephant seal) is the source of this 2334-nucleotide messenger RNA. Its product is annotated as small integral membrane protein 30-like. The record is from RefSeq and is a predicted model, not a curated record. The transcript has a single exon. Bases 1661 to 1840 code for a protein of 59 amino acids. NCBI's taxonomy places the organism in Eukaryota, Metazoa, Chordata, Mammalia, Carnivora, Phocidae.